This is a messenger RNA of Dama dama (fallow deer), 4696 nucleotides long. It is a transcript of the gene DLG3, whose product is annotated as discs large MAGUK scaffold protein 3. The record is from RefSeq and is a predicted model, not a curated record. Gene Ontology annotation, cellular component: neuron projection; neuromuscular junction; postsynaptic density membrane. Lineage: Eukaryota; Metazoa; Chordata; Mammalia; Artiodactyla; Cervidae. Bases 1 to 2550 code for a protein of 849 amino acids. Gene Ontology annotation, biological process: chemical synaptic transmission. The transcript is spliced from 22 exons. Gene Ontology annotation, molecular function: kinase binding.
AUGCACAAGCACCAGCACUGCUGUAAGUGCCCCGAGUGCUACGAGGUGACCCGCCUGGCCGCCCUGCGGCGCCUCGAGCCUCCCAGCUACGGGGACUGGCAGGUACCCGACCCCUACGGGCCAGGUGGGGGCAAUGGAGCCAGUGCCGGUUAUGGGGGCUACAGCUCGCAGACCCUGCCCUCGCAGGCGGGGGCCACCCCCACCCCCCGCACCAAGGCCAAGCUCAUCCCCACCGGCCGGGAUGUGGGACCAGUGCCCCCUAAGCCAGUCCCGGGCAAGAGCACCCCCAAACUCAACGGCAGCGGCCCCAGCUGGUGGCCAGAGUGCACCUGUACAGGCCGGGAUUGGUAUGAGCAGGCUAGCCCUGCAUCCCUCCUAGUGAACCCUGAGGCCCCAGAGCCCAGCCUCUUGGUGAAUGGCAGCGAUGGCAUGUUCAAGUAUGAGGAGAUAGUCCUUGAGCGGGGAAAUUCUGGCCUGGGCUUCAGCAUUGCAGGUGGCAUCGACAACCCCCAUGUCCCCGAUGACCCUGGAAUCUUUAUUACCAAGAUUAUCCCUGGUGGAGCAGCUGCCAUGGAUGGGAGGCUGGGGGUGAAUGACUGUGUGCUGCGGGUGAAUGAAGUGGACGUGUCGGAGGUGGUGCACAGCCGGGCCGUGGAGGCACUGAAGGAGGCUGGCCCUGUGGUGCGGUUGGUGGUACGGAGGCGACAGCCUCCACCAGAGACCAUCAUGGAGGUCAAUCUGCUCAAAGGGCCCAAAGGCCUCGGUUUCAGCAUUGCUGGGGGGAUUGGCAACCAGCACAUCCCAGGAGACAACAGCAUCUACAUCACUAAGAUCAUCGAAGGGGGUGCUGCUCAGAAGGAUGGACGCCUACAGAUCGGGGAUCGGUUGCUGGCGGUGAACAACACCAAUCUGCAGGAUGUGAGGCAUGAGGAAGCUGUGGCCUCACUGAAGAACACGUCUGAUAUGGUCUACCUGAAGGUGGCCAAGCCAGGCAGCCUCCACCUCAACGACAUGUACGCACCCCCCGACUAUGCCAGCACUUUUACUGCCUUGGCUGACAACCACAUAAGCCAUAACUCCAGCCUGGGUUAUCUCGGGGCUGUGGAGAGCAAGGUCAGCUACCCUGCUCCUCCUCAGGUUCCCCCCGCCCGCUACUCUCCUAUCCCCAGGCACAUGCUGGCUGAAGAGGACUUCACCAGGGAGCCCCGCAAGAUCAUCCUGCACAAGGGCUCCACAGGCCUGGGCUUCAACAUCGUUGGGGGUGAGGAUGGAGAAGGCAUUUUUGUCUCCUUCAUCCUGGCAGGAGGCCCAGCUGACCUGAGUGGGGAGCUGCGCAGGGGAGACCGGAUCUUAUCGGUCAAUGGUGUGAACCUGAGGAAUGCAACUCACGAGCAGGCUGCAGCUGCUCUGAAACGGGCUGGCCAGUCAGUCACCAUUGUGGCCCAGUACAGACCUGAAGAGUACAGUCGCUUUGAAUCGAAGAUACAUGACUUGCGAGAACAGAUGAUGAACAGCAGCAUGAGCUCUGGGUCUGGGUCCCUGCGAACAAGUGAGAAGAGGUCCUUGUAUGUCAGAGCCUUGUUUGAUUAUGACCGGACUCGGGACAGCUGCCUGCCAAGCCAAGGUCUCAGCUUCUCCUAUGGUGACAUUCUACACGUCAUUAAUGCAUCUGAUGAUGAGUGGUGGCAGGCGAGACUGGUGACCCCACAUGGAGAAAGUGAGCAAAUCGGUGUGAUCCCCAGUAAGAAGAGGGUGGAAAAGAAAGAAAGGGCUCGAUUGAAAACCGUGAAGUUUCAUGCCAGGACGGGGAUGAUUGAAUCUAACAGGGACUUCCCUGGGUUAAGUGACGAUUAUUAUGGAGCAAAGAACCUGAAGGGAGUGACAUCCAACACCAGUGACAGCGAAAGCAGUUCCAAAGGACAGGAGGAUGCUAUUCUGUCAUAUGAGCCAGUGACACGGCAAGAAAUUCACUAUGCAAGGCCUGUCAUCAUCCUGGGCCCCAUGAAGGACAGAGUCAACGAUGACCUAAUUUCGGAGUUUCCACAUAAAUUUGGAUCCUGUGUACCACAUACUACCCGGCCUCGGCGUGAUAAUGAGGUGGAUGGGCAAGACUACCACUUUGUGGUCUCCCGAGAACAGAUGGAGAAGGAUAUUCAGGACAACAAGUUCAUUGAGGCAGGCCAGUUCAACGACAAUCUCUAUGGGACCAGCAUCCAGUCAGUGAGGGCAGUUGCAGAGAGGGGCAAGCACUGCAUAUUAGAUGUUUCUGGCAAUGCUAUCAAGAGGCUGCAGCAAUCGCAACUUUACCCCAUUGCCAUUUUCAUCAAGCCCAAGUCCAUUGAAGCGCUUAUGGAAAUGAACCGAAGACAGACAUAUGAACAAGCAAAUAAGAUCUAUGACAAAGCCAUGAAACUGGAGCAGGAGUUUGGAGAAUACUUCACAGCCAUUGUACAGGGUGACUCACUGGAAGAGAUUUAUAACAAAAUCAAACAAAUCAUUGAGGACCAGUCUGGGCACUACAUUUGGGUCCCAUCCCCUGAAAAACUCUGAAGAAUCCCCUCCAACCAUUCUCUUGUGAGCAGAAGAAAUCAAGUCCCUCUUCCCUCCUCCCUCUUCAUUCCUGUCCCCACGGGGAGAACAAAUGACUACUGUUCUUGUCCCCUUUUUUAGAUAUGUCCAAAAAUUAAGUUUUCUAGUCCUGUUCUGUUUUUUUAAAUUUUUGUUUUGUUUCAGUUUAAUUUUUGGGAUGAUGCCAUCUCACUCAUCAUGUGACUGUGCCCAUUCCUGCAUGAACCUUUCCCAAGCACUAGCACAGGUGCAAAUCCAUCAGAUUCAUUGUUUUCAUAAAAACCAAGCAGAAGAGAAGAGAGGAGGACUGAUGGAAAGACAGACUGGACAGCUGCGCGGCUUGUGAAGUGAGCCCUUCACACCACAUGAGGAGAGGCUCCCGGGCUUUGCUACGAUCUGUAUGUGGCCUUGCGGCUCAGGACAGCGCGGCGUCAUGGCGACAGAAAGUAUCUUAUUUAUAUAUAGAUAUAUAUAUGUAAUUUAUAUAAAAUAUAUAGAAAUUAUUAUAUAUAUAUAUUAUACUCUCUCAUAUAAUAUAUAUAUAUAUUCACACGCAUUUGGACUAGAAAAUCUAUGGAGACUUCAUCAAUGGUACUGUGUUAUUAGAGAAAUGCUUUAAUUUUCAUAUUCUAAUCAGAUGGCAUCUUAUAUCCCAAUUGGUUGGGGAGGAAGUGAAAGUGGUAGUAAGUGCUGGACUGAGGGCACCCACAUUGGUCAUUCUCUUGAGAGCUAGGCACUAGGAGGGAUCAGCCAGAGGACAGUAAGAAAGGGCUUUUGCCCGGGGGUCAGAUGCUUGGAGCCAUGACCCUAGAGCCGAUGCUGCCCUCGGGGCAAGUCAGGCCCACGUGUGGGGAGCCAGAGAAUGGCUAACGGUGCUCCCGCCAUAUUAAAUCGCCGAUUGUUUUAUGCCACCUGAUGUGUCUGCAUGAGAGGUUUCCUUUUUGUUCAUUUUUAAGCUGCUGUUAAACCAAAACCAUGUUGUGCUACUGUGUCAGCCUUUUCAUUCUUCCAAAUUUUACUUUUACUAUUUAAGUGAAUGCGUAGAAUCCAAUUUGACUGUGUUCUAAAGGCUCAUAAUGUUCUGGAAGAGCCGGACCUCGUGAUAGACUACGUGACCCGGGUUGGGCUGUCCCAUCAGCAGAAGGGGGAGCAGGUGAGAACUGACAGGAGCCGGGGCUCCUAUUGUAAUGUGUCCCUUCGCUCACCUGCCAGGGAUGUGCUGGGCUCAGCUGAGGCCCUGUCAUGGGGCCCACUGGCAGGGGUGGGGAGUCACUUGCUGUCCAGCCCUGUGCUGGGACAGUGGGAGAGCCCUGAGCUUGGCCAGCCGCGUGAUGAGAAGUUUGAUUUGGGUUUUUUCCACAGCUGCUUCAUAUGCCCUACCUACCCCACCCCCUCAGUAAAAGCUGGUAGCUUACUGUUUCUUCAAGAAGAAAGUAGACUUUUAAUGCUGUCAGUUUGAGCUAUAGAGCUAAGAUUCACUUACUGUUGAGAUGUGAAGCUUUGUUGCUUUUUCCCAGAGUCAUACGGCAGUGAUUGUGGUCAAGGGACUUUUUUUCUCUGACCACAAAUGCAGGUGGCAGGUAUGGCUCAGGCCCCAUGCCACCCUACUGUGCUCCUUUGAAGCCACCAUGCCUCCCUCAGCUCCACACUGGAGGCACAACACAGGGGAGAAGAGAGUGGAUAUGCUCAACCCUAGGGUUGAGUCUGUUGUUUCCUAGCCCGCUGUGUCACAACCACUGCAAACAACAUGUGUUGAAGAUGCUUUGAGUGCUACCAUCCAAACUUAGGGAAUCUGUUAACAGUUCUCCUACCAACAUGACAAGGCUAAGUGUAAAGUCUGGGGCCCAGAGUGUGGGUGAAGAAAGGGUGGCAGCUUUCCCUGGGCAGUGCACUGGAUUGAAGGCAGGAGGGGUGAAGUGGUGGCCGAUGAUGACUCUGGUGAGGAGGGGGUAAGCUGGGAAUGUUGUUGAUUUCUCUGAUGUGAAGUGAUGUAGUCUGAAUGAUGCUCAACCCUCUACCCCUCCCAGGGAAGAAAAGCAGAGAUUCAAAGCAAGCAUGACACUAGUUGGUUGACCAGUGUUCCUUCCAAGGAGACAUAUAUUUUUUAAUAAAUGAUAGUUGCGAUGAA